AUGGCCGCCGUCCUCUCCUUCCUCCGCAACCUCUACGACCUCGACACCCUCGACACCCGCUUCACGAACCCCGCCACCGUCCCGUACAAGACCAUCGUCGACGCCCGCCAUGACAACCGCGACGCAAAGAGCAGCAAGGAGCGUGCUGCGAGCUGGAACUCGACCGGCCAGCCCUCCAAGUGGAAAACGCCCGAGUUGUACCUGUACCUGUUCUACAUCGGCGCGAUCCUCCCAGCGAUGUUCUACAUCCCAUACCAGGCUUCGAGAUCCGACCAUCCCGCCUACCACAAGUUCGAGCGCCUACUGUCUCCAGGCUGGAUUCCUGGUCGCAUGAUCGACACGUCCGACUCGCAGUACCACACCUUUCGAACCAACCUGCCGUACAUGAUGACCUUGCUCGUCGUCCACCCGAUCAUGCGCCGAGUAUACGCAGCCAUCUUCCACCGCAAGAAGGCCAAUGACCUAACGACAACGACCCCGGCUGAGGACGCACAGAGACGCCUGGACCAGCGAGCCGGCUACGACUUCAAGUUUGCGAUAAAGUUCUUGAUAGUACUACACGGCUUCUCGGCCGCGAAAGUACUUCUGAUCUUGUUCCUUAACUACAAGAUCGCGACGGCCCUUCCGCGGAAAUAUGUCCCCGCCGCUACUUGGAUCUUCAACAUUGGCCUUUUGUUCGCCAACGAGCUCUGCCAGGGCUACAAGAUGGAGCGAAUUGCUGCGUUCCUUGCCGGUGUAUCAGGCAAGGCGAUACUGGAUGCUGAUGUAGGCCUUGUCGCGUGGGGAAAGUGGCUCGACAGCUUCGGUGGGCUCAUGGGACGCUGGGAGAUUCUGUUCAACAUCACCGUCCUGCGACUCAUCAGCUUCAACUUGGACUACUACUGGAGCUCGGACCGCAGCCAGCAAGACAUCCUCGAGAAGAAGCAACUCGACCCUGCAGCACUCAGCGAGCGUGAGCGCGUGUCCAUCCCGGCGCAGCCCAGGGACUAUUCGCUCCGCAACUACGUGGCUUAUGUGAUAUAUGCACCGCUCUACCUGACGGGGCCGAUCAUUACGUUCAAUGACUACAUUGCGCAAGCAAAGUACAAGUCUGCGACUAUCGAGACAAGCCGCACUAUCCGCUACGGCAUCCGGUUCCUGGUCACCCUCCUCGUCAUGGAGGCCGUGCUGCACUUCGACUACGUGCAGGCCAUCUCCAAUGCCAACCCGAACUGGGCCGACUACACCGCGGCGCAGCUCAGUGUGCUGGGCUACUUCCAGUUGCACCUCAUCUGGCUCAAGCUGCUCCUGCCAUGGCGGCUGUUCCGCCUCUGGGCGCUCGUCGACGGCAUCGACCCGCCGGAGAACAUGAUCCGCUGCGUGAGCGACAAUUACAGCACUCUGUCCUUCUGGCGCAGUUGGCACCGCAGCUUUUACCGCUGGUCCCUACGCUAUAUCUACAUGCCCCUCGGGGGCGCGAGCUUCAAGGGUUGGGCCGGCGCCGCGCGGUCCAUCGUCACCUACAUGCUCGUCUUCACGUUCGUUGCUCUAUGGCACGAUAUCCAGCUCCGCCUGCUCAUCUGGGGCUGGCUCGUCGUGUUCUUCAUGAUGCCCGAGAUGAUGGCGGGCGCGCUCUUCCCCAAGAGGAAGUGGGAAUCGCGGCCCACGGCUUUCAGAAUGAUAUCCUGUGUGGGAGCUGUGAUCAACAUCCUCAUGAUGAUGUCUGCAAACCUGAUUGGGUACGCCGUGGGAGUGGAUGGGAUGAAGCAGAUUAUCAACGGGAUCACGAGAGAUCAUUCAGGCGCGACGUUCUGUGCUGCAGCUCUCAUUGCGCUGUUCUGCGGUGCUCAAAUCAUGUUUGAGAUCCGGGAGACGGAGAAGAGGAGAGGGAUCAAUCUCAAGUGUUGA
Microdochium trichocladiopsis is the source of this 1887-nucleotide messenger RNA. Its product is annotated as putative glycerol: H+ symporter. Gene Ontology annotation, cellular component: endoplasmic reticulum. Lineage: Eukaryota; Fungi; Ascomycota; Sordariomycetes; Xylariales; Microdochiaceae. The transcript is spliced from 4 exons. The coding region runs from base 1 to 1887 and encodes 628 amino acids. Gene Ontology annotation, biological process: GPI anchor biosynthetic process. The record is from RefSeq and is a predicted model, not a curated record.